This is a messenger RNA of Penicillium chermesinum, 1128 nucleotides long. Its product is annotated as type I glyceraldehyde-3-phosphate dehydrogenase. The transcript has 4 exons. Gene Ontology annotation, biological process: glucose metabolic process. The record is from RefSeq and is a predicted model, not a curated record. The coding region runs from base 1 to 1128 and encodes 375 amino acids. NCBI's taxonomy places the organism in Eukaryota, Fungi, Ascomycota, Eurotiomycetes, Eurotiales, Aspergillaceae. Gene Ontology annotation, molecular function: NAD binding; NADP binding; oxidoreductase activity, acting on the aldehyde or oxo group of donors, NAD or NADP as acceptor.
AUGGCGCCCUCUCUUAACGACGUCCCUGUCAGCUCUACCGUUUCGCCUUCCCCGUGCAAUGUUGCUAUCAACGGCUUCGGGCGUAUAGGCCGGAAUGUCCUUCGUGCUGCUCUCGUCCGCUCCGAUGUGCAAGUCAUUGCCAUCAACCAUACAUGCACCACAGUAGAGGACCUCAUCUAUCUCAUCCGCUAUGAUUCUUCCAUGGGCGAUUUGGACGAGAGGAUCGAUAUCCAGAUUAUCUCCGAGAACCGGAUCGCAAUCGACGGUAAACAAAUCGCCCUCACCUCCGAAAGGGACCUGAAGAAGCUGAACUGGGCGGCAUUGGGGGUUGAGUACAUCCUCGAAUGCACCGGAAAGUUCACCAAGAAAGACCUCGCGAUGGACCAUGUUACAUACGGUGGAGCCAAGCGUGUUCUCAUUUCUGCGCCCAGCUCAGAUGCACCAACCUUUGUCUACGGCGUGAAUUCAGAUACCUAUACAUCGACCGAGGCUUGCCGGGUGGUUUCCAACGCGAGCUGCACCACGAACUGUAUCGCCCCUGUUCUCAAGGUGCUUCAUGAGACCUUUGGAGUCGCACAAGGCCUCAUGACUACAAUUCAUGCUGCGACUCGAUCCCAGCAGGUUCUGGAUGGAUACAGCAAGAAGAACCGUCGUCUAGGCCGUGGAAUAUUCAACAACAUCAUCCCAACCACAACCGGUGCUGCGAAAGCAGUGGCAAGCGUACUGCCCGAACUCGCCGGCAAAGUCACUGGGGUUUCGAUCCGAGUACCAACGUUCGUCUCCCGUACAAAACCGCUUAUCCGGCAGCAAGCUAACUUCCACAGACCGAACGUCUCCAUGAUCGACUUGACUAUCAGCACCGAGAAGCCGACAUCCUUAGCAGAAGUACUCUCCGCGUUUCGUGUGGCGUCCAAGUCCCAUAUGGCCGGAGUCCUUCGAGUAACAGACGAGGAGCUUGUGAGCAGCGACUACAAUGGCAGUUCGUACAGUGCAAUCAUCGACGCUCCCGCUUGUGUGGAGCUCAAUCCACAGUUCUUCAAAAUCAUGGCUUGGUAUGACAAUGAAUGGGGCUAUUCGAACCGACUUCUUGAUUUGGCGACCUUAGUCCAUGCCCAGGAGGCAGCUUGA